Molecule: messenger RNA, 1120 nt
Organism: Dothidotthia symphoricarpi CBS 119687
Lineage: Eukaryota; Fungi; Ascomycota; Dothideomycetes; Pleosporales; Dothidotthiaceae
Product: Yip1 domain-containing family
Exons: 4
Coding region: 1-873 (290 amino acids)
Biological process (GO): vesicle-mediated transport
Cellular component (GO): Golgi apparatus; membrane
Molecular function (GO): small GTPase binding
Source: RefSeq, a predicted model, not a curated record
AUGGCAAACAGAGGCUACGAUGUCGUGGUAGAUGUUGAUCAGGAGGGCGACCUAGGCCACACCGACCUCCAAGAAGACCUCGAAUUCCACAGCUCUGACUUCGACACGCAGCCCAACUUGCGCGCCGCCAAGAUCCAACCCGACAGCGCGUCCUUCCUCCCAGGCCCCGCAACCGCGUCCUCAUCCACAGGUCGCAAGCACUACCUCUGGAGCCUCUCCUUCUACGCGCAAGCCUUCGACGUCGACACAAACGAGGUCCUGCGCCGCUGCACCGCAACCAUCUACCCGCGCGCAAACUUCCUCGACGUGCUCGAGGGCAACCCCGAUUUAUACGGCCCCGUGUGGAUCGCGACGACCGUCGUCGUCAUCUUGUUCCUCACGGGCACUAUCAACCAGUACCUUGCGACGAAGGGGCAAGACCACUUUGCGUAUGACUUCAAGCUGCUGAGUGGGGCUGCGGGGCUGGUGUAUGGGUAUACUGCGUUUGUGCCCGUAGCGCUGUGGGGCGUGCUGAAGUGGUAUGGGAGUGAGAGUGCGAAUCUGCUCGAGUGUGGGUGUUUGUAUGGGUAUGCGAAUUUGGUGUGGAUUGUGGUUGCGCUCGUUAGUUGGAGUCCGAUAUCGAUCCUUAAUUACGUCUUUGCUGCCCUGGGCCUCGCUUUCUCCGCCGCUUUCCUCCUCCGCAACUUGUACCCUGUGCUUAGCACCACCGAGGCGAAGACAAGCAAAAUACUGCUCAUCGUUGUGCUGGCGCUGCAUGCGGGCUUUGCGAUUGCUAUCAAGGUCCUCUUCUUUGCCGCUACGAGCCCUGUCGGGCCAAAGGAUAAUGGCAAUGGAGGGAAGGUUGAUGGAGGGAGCAUGAUGAUGGGGUUAUAGAGUGCGACAUCAGGACGACAGGACAAGGAGUUCGGGGUUAUGAGGCUUGUACUAUCAUGCCUUUGAAAAGUGAAGUCAUAGAGUUUUAUCUUGAUAUGUUUAUGGUCCAGACAUACCCUCUAGAGUUUGCAGUCUUCUCUCGUUUGGAAUCGUAAUCACCUCCCAGCUCAAUUGUGCUAUGCUAGUUAUGUAGAAAAUGCGUUACUAUUAACACGUUAUGUCAGACCUUGAGGUAGACACACUAAUC